AUGGGGAAAAUAUGGGUUGAGAUCUGCUUAAUUUCUGGUCGGGGACUCCAGCGCACGUCGGCCCUUUGGAAGCUACAAUGGUUUGCAGUUGGAUGGAUCGAUCCUAAAGACCAGUAUUGCACCAAGAUCGAUGCUUCAGGAAACAACAAUCCAGUUUGGAAAACCAAAUUUUCAAUUGCAGUUGACACUUCCGAACCAAACUUUCGAGAUUUGGCUGUUCAUGUUGAAGUUUAUAGUAGAGAGCCAAUCUUUCUUAGGCAAAGCCUCCUGGGAACUGCAACUAUUGGUUUGAAAGAAUUUAUGGACAAAUACAUUAGUGAUUCCGAGGUUCGAAAGCCCGUUGAAGAAGUAGGGAGUUUUCAGCUAAGAAAAAAGAACUCCAACAAACCUCAAGGAUUUGUUGAUAUCUCAAUUCAAAUAUCAGAGGAAAUGAAAGACCCCGGUUCAUCUUCUCUAGGUGGGCAGGAAGAGUAUAAUUUCAUGGAUCAUAGUGGCGGCAUUAAACUGGUUAGUCGAUAUGGAACUCAAGGAGAUUACCAGCCACAACUGCCGCAGACACAACCUCAGCAACUAGCAAACCAUCCACUGACAAAUAGCCAAUAUGCCCAUCCAAUGCCAUUUCCUACAAAUUAUUCCCAGCCACCAAACUAUGCACCAGUCGGUGGACCUAGCUAUCAACCAAUUCCUACAAAUUAUUCACAGCCACCAAACUAUCCACCAGUCGGUGGACCUAGCUAUCAACCGGUCAGAGGACCUAGCUAUCAACCACCUCUAACUCCAGCACCACCACCACCACCACCACCUCCUUCUAAUGUUGGUUACAUACCGACAUUCCUCCCAAGAACAAAUAAUGUGCCAUCCAGUUUUGUAAAUAUGCCUUCUUCAGCAAGACCACCAGGAACAGGAAGGGGUGGACCUGGUUUUGGAAUGGGGGUAGGAGCAGGAGCAUUAGCCGCUGGUGCCAUGAUAUUCGGUGAUGAUUUCAUGUCAGGAUUUGAUUUUCCCGGUGGCUUACAAGAUGCUAGUCUUACCAUAUCAGCUAAUCCUCCUUUUUAG
Fraxinus pennsylvanica is the source of this 1056-nucleotide messenger RNA. Lineage: Eukaryota; Viridiplantae; Streptophyta; Magnoliopsida; Lamiales; Oleaceae. The record is from the annotation of a GenBank genome assembly.